Molecule: messenger RNA, 1641 nt
Organism: Pieris rapae (cabbage white)
Lineage: Eukaryota; Metazoa; Arthropoda; Insecta; Lepidoptera; Pieridae
Product: cysteine synthase B
Exons: 1
Coding region: 93-1070 (325 amino acids)
Cellular component (GO): cytoplasm
Source: RefSeq, a predicted model, not a curated record
UAGUAUAUAAGCUUUGUCAUCACGUAUUUCAGCAGUACGCGAAAAUUCAUCGAUCGGAAUUACACAACUCUAAGUGAUAAAAGACACUAGCGAUGGGUCAGGCGUGUGAAAAACAAACUGAUGUACGGGCAUCAGCACUGGAACUGAUUGGUAACACUCCAUUGGUUGCUUUGGAUCGUCUCUACACAGGGCCUGGACGUCUAUUAGCCAAGUGCGAAUUCAUGAAUCCAGGUGGAUCUAUUAAAGACCGAGCGUCGUACCAUAUGAUACAAAAGGCACGAUUACGAGGAGAACUUAAACCUGGAGACCUGGUUAUAGAAGCAACUUCUGGUAAUCAAGGAUGCGGUCUCGCAGUGGCUUGUUCAGUUCUGGGGCACCCCUUGACUCUAACCAUGUCCAAAGGCAAUACCGUACAACGUGCAAUCCAUAUGGAAGCCCUUGGUGCUAAAUGCAUUAGAGUUCCACAAGUCGAAGGCACAUAUGGCAACGUCACUAACGCAGAUCUUAUGGCAGCUAAAGAUAAAGCUAUAUCUAUGCAAAAGGAAACUGGAGCAUUUUUCGUAAAGCAAUUCCUUAAUGAAGACAACAUUGAAGCACACUACACAAGCACUGGCCCGGAAAUUUGGCACCAAACUGCGGGCAGAGUGAACGCUUUUGUGACCGCUGUUGGCACGUCGGGUACUUUUAUGGGUGUUUCGAAAUUCUUGAAGAAGCAAAACCCCAAGAUACAAUGCUACGUUGUAGAACCCGACGGUUGUGAACCAAUAAAAGGUAAGCCGAUAACCAAAGCAUCGAAUACACUUCAAGGAUCGAGUUACGGUGUUGUACCAGAUCUGUUUAAAUAUGAUGUCAUGAAUGAUACCAUUACAGUCACAGAUGAAGAGGCUGAAGAAUACAUGCAUUUAAUUGGAAAGAAAGAAGGUUUAUACGUGGGUUACACCAGUGGUGCGAAUGUAUGUGCAGCUGUCAAGUUGCUAAAAUCUGGGAAGUUACCUAAAAACGCGUGGGUCGUAACCAUUCUCUUUGACACGGGUCUUAAGUAUACUCCCGUACCUGAAUCGUUAAUGUAAACUUUGAUAAGUGAUUAAAUAGGACAAUUUUGUAAGUUAUUAUGCGUAAGAAGUGAAGCGUAAAUAAGAGCAACAGCACUUCAAAACUCUUAGAGAUCUAAACGUAAAAUUUAUUUAUUAAAAAAAAAUAUGCUUCCAUUACGUUAGUCCAACGUGAUAAAUUUGCGCUUAUAAAGCGCAAAUUCUGGUCACACUCUGAGUUCGUUGUAGUGCACAGAACCUUUUAUUAAUAAAGUUGAAUAACAAAGAAAUUAUUGUUAUAUUGGCUCUAGCCCAUUUACGAAUUCGCAUUUAGUAAUCAGCCAUUCUUCAAGAGUAACGCGCAAAUUGUAUCUUUUAUAAAUUUAAGUAGGUGAUAAUUUUUUUAGUUUAUGUAAGCUAUUCUCACGAGUGUAAUAAUUAGUUGUUAUAAUAGAAUAAGUUAUAAUUAAAUCGUAUUUAUUUGAAAUUCAGUUUCUUAACGAAAAGUAUUUUAAUACCAUUGGGUUGGUAGGUUGCAGCGUUUUGAAAAAUAAUGUUCAAUAGUUUACAAAUUUUGUGAAAAAUAAAAGUAAUUGUUAAAAACAUGAAA